This is a messenger RNA of Diachasmimorpha longicaudata, 2807 nucleotides long. RefSeq names its product ALG-2 interacting protein X (gene ALiX). The coding region runs from base 208 to 2679 and encodes 823 amino acids. Gene Ontology annotation, biological process: mitotic cytokinesis; multivesicular body sorting pathway. The transcript has 5 exons. Gene Ontology annotation, cellular component: endosome. Gene Ontology annotation, molecular function: protein binding. The record is from RefSeq and is a predicted model, not a curated record. NCBI's taxonomy places the organism in Eukaryota, Metazoa, Arthropoda, Insecta, Hymenoptera, Braconidae.
CGAACUAGAGAUCUGGAGCACCUCUACAAGAUUAACUAUCUCUUUCGCGCCCAUUAGAAAAGAUCCAGAAAAAUAAAUGAGUCAUUCAUAAGUACUGCAUGACAGCAAAGAGGAGAACAAUACAGUGCAUCCCACCACGUCAGUGAAUUCCCGUGAAUUUGAACAGUCGGUAAACGCACCGGAGACGAAAGGAACACACCCGUCAAAAUGGCUGAAUUAAUCGCAAUACCGCUGAAGAAACCGUCAGACGUUGAUGUUGUCAAGCCGUUGACAAAUGUCAUCAAAUCAACGUACAACUCCGAAACAAAUCAGAAGGAUUACGGUGAGGCCAUCAACGAGUUCAGUAAACUGAGGAACAAUGCUCUGUGGCGAGCUUUUGAAAAAUACGAGAGCUCUCUGGAGGUUAUUUACAGCUAUUAUGAUCAGCUCUGUUCACUGGAAGGAAAAAUUCCAAUUCACGAAUUACAAAUUCCAUUCAAAUGGAAAGAUGCCUUCGAUCGUACCAUAUUCGGGGGGAAGUUGAGCCUAACUAUUAGCACACUUUCGUACGAAAAAAUGUGUGUGCUAUUCAACAUUGCAGCUCUGCAGAGCUCUGUAGCUGCGAGCCAAUCAAUGGAGAGUGACGAGGGCCUGAAAUUGUCUGCCAAAUUGUUUCAACAAGCAGCAGGCAUCUUCAACUAUCUAAAGGGCAACGUGAUGUUGUCAAUCCACCAAGAGCCAACACCGGACAUGUCUCCAGACACGUUGAGUGCCCUCUCGUCAUUGAUGCUCGCCCAGGCCCAAGAGAUCUUCGUCCACAAAGCCAUUCACGACUCCAUGAAGGAAGGCGUAAUCGCCAAGCUAGCCUCGCAAGCUGAGGAGAUGUACGCCGAGACAGCAAAGCUCUUCCAAAAGGACAUGUUCCGUUCCUUCUGGGACAAGGACUGGGUGCCCCUGAUAACGGGCAAGCAGUCCGGCUACCGAGCAAUGGCUGAGCUGUACCAAUCAGCCGUCUGCAAGACGAAGAAGGCCAUCGGCGAGGAAAUAGCUAGGCUGGAGUACGCAGUGGAGCAGUUCAAAGUAGCUAGCCAACGUUCAAACAAGCCGAACCUCUUCGAAGAAUACUCAGGACGUGCCCAGCGUCGUCUCACCGAGGUCAAGAAGGACAACGACUUCAUCUACCACGAGAGAAUUCCAAAUGUGAAGAGCCUGGAGCCCAUUGGCAAAGCAAACGUAGCGAAGCUCCUCCCCUUGAGCCAGCCAAUGAGCUCUGGCUUCAAGGACAUCUUCGAGGAGCUGCUGCCGGUGGGCGUUCACCAGGCAAUUUCCUCCUACGAGAUACGUCGUAACGAACUGGUCAAUUGCGAGAUAUCAAAACUACGAGAGAUGACUCAAGUCCUGAACACAGUACUAGCCAGUCUGAAUCUUCCAGCAGCUAUUGAGGAUACCAGUGGCACAGAAAUACCUCAGUCCCUUCUGGAGAAGGCGAGCUACGUGAGGUCCGCUGGUGGCAUCACAGCCCUGGAAACUGCGAUGAACGAACUCCCAGAUCUUCUCCAACGAAAUAAAGACAUUCUAGACGAGACUGAGAAGAUGCUAAAGGAGGAACGAGACUCUGAUAAUCAGCUGAGGGAGCAGUUCAAGGAGCGCUGGACGAGAAUCCCCAGUGACAAGUUGACCCAACAGUUCACUGUCAACGCCCAGAAGUACCGAGCCAUCAUCGACAAUGCUGUGGCAGCCGACAGCACUGUUCGACAGAAGUUUGAGGGACACAGAGAGGGGAUGGAGAUGCUGAGUCUGGAUGAAAGCCAGUUGGCAUCUGGCAUUCCCUCCGGAUCUGCUCUGCAGGCUAGCGGUGCUGUCACCCAACUGCAGAGCCUCAUGGAGCAGGUGGAGACGUUGAAGGCUGAACGAGAUGUCAUAGAGAGUGAAUUGAAGUCAGCCACAGCUGACAUGAAAUCUGUUUUCCUAGCUGCUCUGGCUAAGGAUGGAGCCAUUGAUGAGCCCAAUCUGUCGGUGGAGAAUAUUGGGAUGACCUACGGAGCCUUCACCAAUCAGAUACGCGACAGCUCGGCCAGGCAGGAGAGCCUCGUGGCAGCUAUUCAGUCUGCACAUGCUGAAUUCACCAGGGAGCAGAGUGGAUGUGGAGGAAAUAGGGAGGCCACCCUCAGGAAGCUGGCAUCAGCGUACGACGCCUUCAAGGAACUGAAGAAUAAUCUUCACGAGGGCGCAAAGUUCUACAAUGAUCUUACCCAGCUGCUGGUCGUCUUUCAGAAUAAAAUAUCUGAUUUUUGCUUCGCCAGAAAGACUGAGAAGGACGAACUGAUGAAAGAUUUAACGACUAAUUUGAGCCACAGUGGACCUGCUGUGACACCCAGCAUUCCAGCUCAUCAUUCCGCUCCGGAUAGUGGGUAUGGGACUGUUGGCGCUCCACAACUCCCUUAUCCCACACAGUUCCAGGGAAGCAUGCCCAUGCCUUAUGCCGCCACCACGAGUGCACCUUAUCCCACUUAUGUGCCACCACCGAUGCCUAAUACGUAUAAUCCGUAUGCAACUAUGCCGUAUCCAAAUCAAGCUCCAUACGGGGCUCCAAGCUAUCCAUACCAGCCUCAGCAAGCCCAGCCGGGAUACAAUCCUGGCUACGCAACAUUUCCACGAUAUCCCGGUGAGCAGCCACGUCCCGGACAGAACCAGUGGUGAAUCUGGGACGCCUCAAAAAAUAAUUAUGUCGAUAAUGCUCUUGUUACAUAAAAUUCUAAUUCUCUGGAAGCUUGACGCUUGUUUAUAUUGUUGUCAAUAAACUAUUAAUUCAAUUCCUACUAUUAAAA